UCACAGGACGCACGGCCACAGGAACGAUACGGGCAAAGGUUCUCUUCGGGAUCUUUCCUCCAGAACCUUUGACAUUAGACCGGCAUUCCUCGGCACCUGAGGUGUGAGGAUGGUGACGUUGAGGAAACAAUAUGCGGUGGCCAGACCCGUGUACUCAGAGGACAGCUUGGCUGAAGAUCAUGAGAAAGUCUACAGGCUACGCAAAACCAUCCUGGACCAUGCGAGAGAGUACCUGACCUGUGAUUCGAAACGUGCCAAGAAUGCGGCGCUCUCUCUUCUGCCCAUCAUCGGCUGGAUGAGGAUCUACAGAGUCAGAGAGUGGCUGCUGGGCGAUGUGGUGUCUGGGAUCAGCACUGGCAUGGUGGCCAUUAUGCAAGGACUGGCCUUCUCUCUGAUGGCCUCGCUGCCUGCGAGCUACGGCCUCUACACAGCUUUCUUCCCCAUGCUAACAUACUUCUUCCUCGGUACUUCAAGACAUAUAUCUGUAGGCUCUUUCCCAGUCCUGAGCCUGAUGGUGGGAGCUGUGGUGACUCGCCUGGUCCCAAAGGAAGGACCACCAGCCAACAUCACUGGCUUUGAGGGCCUGACCCAGGACCAGCAGAGAGUCCUGGUGGCCUCCUCUGUGACCUUUCUUAUGGGGAUAUUCCAGCUGGCAAUGGGCGUUCUGCAGGUGGGCUUUAUUGUUGUGUACCUGUCCGACACUCUGGUGUCCGGCUUCACCACAGCAGCUGCCGUCCACAUCCUGGUGUCCCAGCUCAAGUUUGUGUUAGGGCUGACCGUCCCAGGCAUCAGCGGUCCACUCUCUGUCAUAUAUACCCUGGAGAAGAUCUUUGUCCAGAUCACCUCCACCAACAUCUGUGACCUGGUGAUGUCCAUACUGAUCAUGGUGGUGGUGUUCAUCGUGAAGGAGCUCAAUGACAAAUACAAAGCCAAGCUGCCUGUUCCCAUCCCCAUUGAAGUUGUCAUGACCGUCAUAGCUUGUGGCGUGUCCUAUGGGUUCAACUUCGAGACGAGAUAUGAUGUUGAUGUUGUUGGCAAAAUGGUUAGUGGGUAUGAGUCUCCCAUUGCGCCCAACAUGGAAAUCCUCCAGGAGAGUGCUGUGGAGGCCUUUCCUGUAGCCAUAGUGGGGUUUGCUGUUGCCUUCUCUGUGGCCAAAGUCUACUCUAUCAAACAUGAUUACACCAUUGAUGGGAACCAGGAGCUCAUUGCAUUUGGGGUUAGCAACAUAUUUGGUGCAAGCUUCAGGUCAUUUGCAGCCAGCACAGCGCUCUCCAGGACGGCCUUGCAGGAGAGCUCGGGAGGCAAAACACAGAUUGCAGGGCUGAUCUCAGCCAUGAUGGCGAUGAUUGUAACCGUGGCACUUGGCUUCCUGCUGGAACCACUUCCCACGUCUGUCCUGGGUGCCUUGGUCAUCGUCAACCUGAAGGGCAUGUUGAUGCAAUUCAGAGAAAUCCCGUACUUGUGGAGGAGGGACAAAUCAGAAUGUGUGGUGUGGAUGGGAACAUUUGUGGGUGCCACCCUGCUGGGACUGGAUCUUGGUCUGGCAGUGGGCCUGGGGGUGGAACUGCUCACCGUGGUCUUCAGGACUCAAUUCCCCCGCUGUUCCAUCCUAGCUAACAUCCCAGGGACCGACCUCUACAAAGAUCGCAAAGACUACAUGCAUACAUUCGAACCGAAGGGAGUGAAAAUCUUCAGGAUACCCUCGCCUAUCUUCUUCGCCAAUAUUGAGUUCUUCAGGGACAAGCUGGUAGACGCUGUUGGGUUUAAUCCGCUUAGGGUUUUGAGAAAGAGGAACAAGGCUCUCAGGGAAAUCAAGAAACUGUUGAAAAAGGAGGACGAUGUUACAGAGAGAGGCUUGAGGGAUUUAUUCCGCCAGAGGACUGAUGGGUCUCGCAUGGACGCGGAGGAGCUGGAUCAGCCCUCUGACCUCAAGCACCUUCCUUUCCGGAUGGACUGGAGAGCCGAGCUUCCCGGUAACGACACUGUUCCCAGAGUGGACCUCCACAGCCUGAUCCUGGACUUCUCUGCCGUGUCCUUCCUGGACAUCUCUGCUCUGAAGGGACUCAAAGCGGCACUCAAAGAGUUCAUCCAUGUUGAUGUGGAUGUUUACAUUGUUUCUUGUGAUGCGUGCAUCCUGGAGAAACUACACAGCUGCACGUUCUUCGAUGAUGAGAUUCUGACCUCCAUGUUCUUCCCGACCCUUCAUGACGCCAUGCUGCAUGUGCUAGACAAAAGUCAAGGCUGCGUGUUAACAGAGAGCAAACUCUAGGAGAGCAACCGCCUCCAGGAACAUUCCUUUAAUAGAAAUGCUGUUCUCUUCAUGCUACCACAACACAAUUAAUAAAACAACUAUUAAAACAACUAUUUUGUGUAUACAGUGAGUGAGUUAUAUUUUGAAAAGCUGUUUCGGUUAAAGUCCAUUGAAGUGAUGUUUUUAUAGGUGAUCCAGUCUGUUACUUGUUGCUACUGUACUGUCCUUUUACACACAGUUACCAAAAAUAAAUGCAUAACAUAAAUAUAAUUUUUAUUGAAAAUGAGGACAUGAAAUAUUUUGGCAUGAGGUUAUAAAUGUGUUCAGUGUGUCAAAUACUCCACUAAUGUGUAGCAGGGUUCAAACCACUGGGACUAUCCGAAGGUUUAUCAAAGACGAUUCAAAUUAUUCAUAAACAUAAGAUAAAUUUAUAGGCUGAGAUAAACAAAGGCGUCACUGCACUUCAAAUAUUGAGACACAGAACUAGGUUUGAAACCUUUUUCUAAACAAAGUUGGUUGGCGAUAAAAAGGACCUGCAGA
Messenger RNA from Anarrhichthys ocellatus (wolf-eel), 2791 nucleotides. It is a transcript of the gene slc26a3.1, whose product is annotated as solute carrier family 26 member 3. Lineage: Eukaryota; Metazoa; Chordata; Actinopteri; Perciformes; Anarhichadidae. Gene Ontology annotation, cellular component: membrane. The record is from RefSeq and is a predicted model, not a curated record. Gene Ontology annotation, biological process: sulfate transmembrane transport. The coding region runs from base 110 to 2269 and encodes 719 amino acids. The transcript has 19 exons. Gene Ontology annotation, molecular function: secondary active sulfate transmembrane transporter activity.